This is a messenger RNA of Ylistrum balloti, 7900 nucleotides long. Its product is annotated as TBC1 domain family member 1-like. The coding region runs from base 1 to 3687 and encodes 1228 amino acids. Lineage: Eukaryota; Metazoa; Mollusca; Bivalvia; Pectinida; Pectinidae. The transcript is spliced from 18 exons. The record is from RefSeq and is a predicted model, not a curated record.
AUGUCAGUAGAAGAAAUGAUGGCAUCUCGAAGAACUUUCAUCGUCAUGUAUUUAGGCAAUGCCAUACUUGAUAGAAGAUAUCCUCCCCAGUUUGUCAUGCCUUGGGUUAUGGCUGAGGUGAAACGACGAAAGGAAGCAUUCAAAGAGAUUCGCCUGGAUGUCAUGACCCACGUUCUACGAGCGACCGGCUGCCUAGACAAUACUAUCAUAUUUGAACAUACUCUGCCAUCACUAUCAAAGUUUGCUAAAACACACCAAGAUGCACGCUGUUUUGCAUACCUGACACGUCAUGAUCUUUACUGUGAUUACGAGUGUCAUGUUUUUUUGGCACACAACGAAACUAUGGUACCUGAGUUGUUCUGUAGCAUUCAGGAGGCUACAAGACGAGAUAUUACAUUAGACAUGGUGGAGACAAAAGCUUCAGAGCCAGCAAAGGCCUUCUACGAGGUCAUGUACGUGGGUCGUGCCAAACUCAACACUAAGAAGAUAACUUGUGUCCACAUCGAUGAACUGUGUCACAAACUAUCAGAAAAGGAAAAGGAAAGAAAACAGAAGCAGGACGAGCAGAAUGAAAGACGUCAACGCCAUGCAAGUGGUGCCAGUGUUAAAAGUCUGCCAGCAAGUCUUGAUGAAGUUGUGUCAGUCACAGAGAAUGAACUUGGGGCGCAGAAUGAGCGCCUGAAAGGCAGCACCAUCCAUAUAGAUAGUCCAUCCAGUAGUGCAGAUGACCUGUCUGGAUGUAGUGAUGGUAUAAGUUCUUCUGAAAAUGUGCUAGAAAAUUCAGGACACUUUUCUCAUUCAUAUUCAGCUGGGGGUCUGUCGGGGUCAGGUGAUUCUCGUGAAGAGAUAUGUGAAUUAGUUGCAAGGGAUCAUCUUAGCAAUAGUAACAGUGUUGACCUUGAUCAAGGUCAUAAAGAACUCCAUGUUCAUUUUAGUGAGACCCAUCACUGUGAGUCACCAAGAGACAAUCCCAAUAAGACAAUGCUUUUCUGUUUGGGAGCCAGUGAUAUUUCACUUAUCAGUCUCGACAAGAAGUCAACUAUCCUUGAUCGACGAUUCAAAGACAUAUCUUCAGUCUCACAGGGCAAGGAAAGACCAGAGGUGUUUGGAUUUAUAGCCCGAGAAAAAGGAAAUGCCUUCAUUUGUUACAUAUUGAAAUGUCACUCCUGCACAGUGGUUGAUGAGAUCAUGGCGGUAUUGAGGUCAGCAUUCCAGUCAGCUUAUGAACAAAAUCGCCAACAGAUCUGUCAGAUGUGUCCCCUUCAUCAGUUACAUCGACUCUGCCAGGAGAUCAACAGCCUAUCUCCGCAGGAUGCGUAUGAAUUGCUGGUCAGGAGAAUACAGAACCUGCCAGAGAGGGAUACAGCUGUAGUCUACAAUAUACUCAAGAUGGAAAAUCCACAGAGCUAUGAUGAAAUGGUGGAGAUAGUUAUGAUUGGUCUUAGGAAACUCUGUGAGAACAAACAGAAGGAACACUCCCAUAUAUCAGACAGCAAACUUGUCCAUAAAACUGAGGUAAGGGGAGACUACUUUGUUAAACCACGGACCCAGUUCAAUCUUCUGGAGGGGAAAGGAAAGGCAGCUUUGGCCUUGGACAAUUUAAAGAAUCGAUGCAAGAAGAGUCUUGCUCACUCUUUUGAUAAUUUACUGGGCAGGAAGAAGGAAGAGGCUAAGGAAUCAUUCAGGCAGAGAAGUGAAACAGCAGACAGUGAGAGCAGCAUGACACGCUCAAUGGAUUCUUCUGCCACAUCUACACCUGAGGCCUCUCCUAUGCCAUCACCAGCGUUCACCAAAGAUGUCCAUUUCCAGUUUCCAACGGGCCCCCAAGUUCCUGUUGAAACUUCUCCACCCUCGUCUCCUAAACUAGGACGUCCUCGCAGUUCUACUGUUGGGGCCAUGCCUGAUGCAGCCCUCAAAUCCCGCUACAACAACAAAGGCCACUUAGAGUCCUCACAGGAAGACUUUAAACAGCACGCCUCACGGAGGGCUAGUACCAAUAGUCCUAUGAAACAAAUGUUCCUGUUUGUGGGGAAUGUAUCCAGACGAAACACUCCUCCAUCUUCCACAGAUAAUACCAGCAAUGGGACCCCACAGAACUACACCCCCAAGCGACGUGGGUCCUGGAGACAGGCCAUCUUCAACAGAGUUGUCACCCCUGCCAGAGCUCCUAUCAGCCCUUCUCUGCCUGAGAAGCAGGAGGAGAUUGAGGUGGAAAAGCAGAAGGAGAAGCCACGCCUGAGUCAGCAGGAGAUCCGUUCCCUGUGGAAGAAGGCUAUCCUGCAAACCCUCUUACUCAUUCGCAUGGAGAAAGAAAAACAGGAUAUGAAAGCACGUCAGAGCAAAGCACUAGAAAAGCCAAGUCUGGACUAUGAGGAGAUAACUCCAUGUCUCAAGGACAUUACAAGAGACUGGGAACAGAUGCUCCAGGCCACCAACCGCCACACCAAUACUGUAGAGCCAAGGAAACUAUUAAACUGUGUCAAACAAGGUGUACCAAAGAACCACAGAGGUGACAUUUGGUGGUUGUUGGUGGAACAACACCAGCUUCAUUACCCAGGAACCCAGGCCAACAUGCCGUCCAGGGACUACAAUGAACUGCUGCGUGAACUCACGGAAUACCAACACAACAUUCUCAUUGAUCUCGGCCGAACUUUUCCUGGACACCCAUACUUUUCUACCCAGCUUGGACCAGGACAAUUGAUGUUGUACAACCUGCUCAAGGCAUACAGUUUACUUGACAAAGAAGUUGGCUAUUGUCAGGGCCUCAGCUUUAUUGCUGGCAUUCUCCUCAUGCAUAUGGAUGAAGCUCAUGCUUGGGAAACUUUACGUCACAUGAUGUUUAACCUUGGACUCCGACGACAAUUUCAGCCCAAUAUGAUGCCUCUACAGAUACAGUUGUACCAGCUGACGAGGCUAAUCCAUGAUAAUUAUAAGGAUCUCCAUGACCACUUUGAGGAUUAUGAGAUAGCUCCAAACCUCUAUGCCACACCCUGGUUCCUUACACUCUUCGCUUCUCAGUUUCCUCUCGGAUUUGUCGCCAGAAUGUUUGACCUGUUCCUCAUGCAGGGAGUUGAGGUACUUCUCAAAGUUGCCCUGGUGUUGCUAGGCAACCACAAAGAACUCAUCCUGCAGUGUGACUCAUUUGAGAGUAUUGUAGAGUUCAUCAAGACAACACUUCCAGAAAUGGGCAUCAUACAAAUGGAAAGAGUCAUCAACCAGGUGUUUGAGAUGGACAUCACCAAGCAGCUACACGCAUAUGAGGUAGAGUACCACGUCCUGAGGGAGGAAAUGCUGUAUUCUCCUACCAAAGGUGAGGCUGAUGUCAUCCAUAAACUCGAGGAAGUUAAUCAGAAAUUAAAGCAGCAGAACGUAGAACUACUGGAGAAAUUACAGUACUGUAACAGUCAUCAACGUAGUCUGGACAGCACCAUACACAGUUUACAAACCAAAGAAGCCAAGCUCAAGUCACAUAUCAAGACUCUAGAAAUUGAGCGCAAGGCUCUGCUUAAUGCUGUAACCAAACUAAAACAGCAUGUGUCGGAGGAGGAAUUUCAAAAGUUAGACAUUUGUUUGCCACCAAUGGCUCCUAGUCUGCCAUCAUCACCCUGCCAUCAGCCUGUAGGGGGUGCUAGUGCAGCCAUGCGGACUAUUAAUAACAAAUUAGCAGUGAAGCGUGACACUCACUGACCUGGAUGUAUCAGUGUAGUGAAGUGAUGGAAAGUUAGAUCAGAUGUAUGUGGAGUGGAUGAAGAGAGGAAUGGAAAUUGUUUGAUGAUAUGGUGAAAUGUGAUUAUUUUUCUAAAAAGGAUCUCUUUAGUGUUACUAUCUCGUGUCGUUAUAGCUGUAGCAAUUGUUCUCUCUGGUUACUUCCUGAUUAGAUGUUAUUGAGAGGAUAUUCGGGCAACCGACCAUCAACACCAAUAGUGUUGGUUUCAUCUUCUCGGAUUCAAAUCCGCAAUAUAUUAUUAGAGAAAUUGGAACUGAAACAAAAUUGAUGUGUUCUGUAAUGAAGAAAAAACAAGCUGAGAAUGGCAAACAUUUGUCAUAUUAGUGUCCUUUACAUUUAAUUAUUUAUGUUUCACAUAGUGCAAUUUUAUAUAAAUUUCCUGAUAUUUUCUCUCUUGACUAUAGUGCAAUUGUGUUGGACAGUAGGUAUCAUGCAAGUUUUGUAGUUGUCAGAAGUGAAAUGUGAAACCAUUAAUUACAUAACUCACCAGUGUGUUUGUUGUCUGUUCAGUCUGCUGAAUCUUUUCACAAUAGAAUCACAAUACCUGGCUACUGUGCACAGUGGUCUUUUGUGAUCACUUCCUUAUUGUGAGAUGGGUUUGCGGAUAUAUGCUAACUUUCUGAAACAUGCAAUCUUUGUUGAAGAGAUUCACAUUUUUAAAAUCAAUGAAAAGUUUCAAUUAAAUAGACUUCCCAAACCUACACUCUUGUGAGGUACCUAAUAAUUAAAGGGAAAUAAUCUUAUCACAACUCACUGCUGUCAGAAAUAAAGAUAUACACAUUUUAUUGAAAAAUUGCCCAUUCAGAAAAUAGAGAUGUCCAUACUAGAUUUGUUUACUGUCGGACAUAAUUCACCUUUUUUUUUUACCUAUUGUAUGUUAAUUUUACAUCAAUGGAUUUGUUAAAUUACUCUGUUGUGUUUUAUUCUUUCUUAUCAAUUUGAUAUUGUUUUGAAAUAUUCUGCUGAAUUGAAUGAAUUUGUGCUAUACCAUCUGUUUUAUGCAUUUGAUUGAUUUUACUCUUACAAGUUAUGAUCGAAGGGACCUUCAUUUUCAGGAAAACCUUGUAGUUUUGAUAUUUAUAUACAAUGUCAUCUCACUGUUGAUAUUAUGUGCUGAUGAUUACUCAUUUUCCAACAACUGAUUUUUAUUGUAGGAAAAAUAUUCAAAAUUAAGUUAUUAUUGAAGUUUUAGUUAUAUUUUACUGCAUUUUAGUUCGGGUAUCAUUAUGUAGGACAAGUGGAUUGAUAUUUUUGUCAUAACACCUCGUCAUCCAUAUCUUAAUUUGUCCUACACAUAACUAGAAUAAUCAGUUUCAGGUUAUGAUUUUUUGAUAUAAUAAAUUGGAAUGGUACGUAAUCAAGCAUUUCCUGCUGUCUUAGGAAUAAAAAAAUAUACAAUUUAACAUUUCAUUCACAAGUCAAAAUUUUUAAAAAGAGUGUGUAUGAAUGAUGAAUAGAUUUCUACAAAAUAAAGAUGAUGACCUUUAGACAUAGUGAAAAAAUGUGAUGUGGUACUUGUAUAUGGAAUAUUUUAAUUGAAAUCUAUGUGUUAAAUUUUUUAAGUAUAUUACCUGUUAAUAAAUAAUUUAGAUUAAUUUACUAUCUACAAAACAUGAAGUAGUCAUAUAAAUGGUGUAUAAAGUAUGGUUACUUAGUAACUAUGGAUCAGAAUCGUGACUCGUUUUUGUUGGAUGUAUAGAUGAAUCAGAUUCUAUGUCUAGGAAUGUUACUUCCAUAUUUUCCAGCCUUUUUUGCUCAGCGGUCGGGCAUGUGGCUUACAUACCAGUGGGGCUUAUAUGUGGAUCAAAUGAAAAAAAAAAUAGCUGAAAACAAGCCCUGCAGCGUAUAUUUGGGUGCGGUUUUUAUAGGUCGGAAAAUAUGGUAGUUAUAAGUGUACAUUGUGAUGGUAUAGUACAAGCUGUUAGAUAUUAGGUAUUACUGUUGUAGGUUAGUAUAAGAUUGUGUGUCAGUAUGAUUCUGUUAUGCUUUGUGUAUGUGUUGGUAUGUGAUGUCAUGGUCUCUUUCUGCCGUCCCUGUUACUUGGAUGUUAGUACUUAGUGCUAGUUACAUGUAUAUAUAGUCAUAUCAGGACCAUUAUCAUUUCUAUCAAUACUGCAAUAAUUGUAUGCGCUCCAAAUUUAGCAUGUUUCAUCGUUUUCAGUCUAGCUUGGAUAUGUCGGUUGUUUUUUCCAAACAAUAUGUCAUAGAUCUCAGUUUGACUUUCUUGCAUUCAGUUUUGUAUGUUUACAUGUAUAUAUAAUUUUCUUUUAAUAUUUUGAUUCUUUUCCUUCCUAAACCAUAUUGGAUCUCCCUUGUUUUUAUUAUUCCUUUUUUAAUAUUUUCAUAGUUUACUGCUGAGGUUGUAUCAAUGCAUUUAACAUGCUUAAGUGAUAUUAAGUGAUUUUUUAUGAAUUACACUCUACCAUCAUUGUCAAGUAAGUGUAAAUUAUCAGUGUAAUUUGAUAGUUCACCAUAAUAAUAUCUGUUGGUGCAGAGACCACUUUGAUAUUUUGGGGAAGCGGUAUAUGAUAACAAUAUCUCACAUAUCAUACCCCACAAGGUUUACGAUAACAUCUUAUGAGUAUAUAAUGUAGAGUAAUGAAAGUCGCAAUAAAAAAUUGUCUGUCUACUUACCAAUAUAAAUACAUAUUCAUGUUUAAGAUCUCAGCGGAUGAAAGUGUAAAAGAAUUAAUUUUCUUGAGAGUUUCACUCAAGAAUUAUAAAGGUCGCAAUAAAAAUUGUCUGUCUACUUAUCAGUUUAAAUACAUAUUCAUAUUUAAGGUUUCAGCUCAUGAAUGAGUAAAAUUAUUAAAUUUCCUGAGAGUUUUUUUAAAUUUUCGUUUGGUAACCUUUCUUCAUGAAUUAUUGGUCCACAAAAUGAUAAAUAGUAGAAAAAAAAGACAUUGGUUUAUAGUACAACUGGUUUUGUAAAAUUUUAUUAUCUCAGGAACUCAAGUGCCAUCAAAUUAGUUCUCUUUUGGAAAACUACAUUUUUGACUCUCACAAAGUUCAUGUAUAUGAUUUUUCAGUCCCAGUGAGUAAACAUUUUUUUAAUCUGGAAUGACAAAAAAAACAGAAAGAAAGAGAAAAAGAAACCAAAUGAUGCAUGGAUUUUUGUUUUCAAUUCUAAAAAAGUAAGACAGAUAUAAUUUUUAGUAUUGAAAUGUUUUAGGGAUGUCAACAGAGAAAAUCACUAAAACAUUAAUGAUGCCUGAGACACUGAGAAAAGUUUGUGACAGAAUAUUCCAGGUUCCAGGGUUGACCUGCUAAUCACAGUAAAUCCCCCCUCCCAAACAAAAACAAUGAAAGUAACAGGCAGCAGUUAUGUCCAGGUCACAACACAAUAUACUGGCAAGUUAAGUAUAAACAAACACAAAGUUUUCUGCACCAGAGAAGGAUGGUAAUAUUAAUCACUGUAUCCUAUUAAUUUGCCUGGGAAGUAUUCCCAAAUCAUUAUAUAAAACUUGAACUAAUUACAAAAAGAGAUUUCUGAAACUUGUUUGAAACACUGAUACAUUAACAAAUACACCUUUACAAGAUAGUUAGUGCUGAAUCAGAUAAAAACAUGACACUAUCUACUAUUAUAAUGAAUUCCUAAAGUAGUGAAGAUGUAUGUACAUAUAUGUGUGUUGUCUGCUUCAUUCAUGUGUCUGUUGAAAAGUGAAAGCAAACAUCAGUGCUUACACACUAAAAUGAUUUAAUUUGGAUCAUGUUGGACACAGCAAUACAAAAUUGUCAUGUGUUCAAAUUUUUUUUCUUGUUUGUUUGCAAAACCUUUUUAUUUUGUGUUCAUUUUAUCAUGAUAAUACUCAAAUUCUUUCAAAAGUGUUAACUUUUAGUCUUUGAAUUCUGUUGUCUGUAUGAAAACCUAGGACCAAUCAGGUGUAUAUAGUAAGUUACAUCUCAUAUCCAUUUCAUGCUGUAAGCAUUCCUAAGGUUUGUGGUAAUUUUUUUGAUACUCAUUGGGUGUUCACACUUCAUAAACUAAACUCACAUAAUGCAGAAUUGAUUUUGGACAUCAUUUUGGUGGCUUCCACAAUGUAGAUCUUCUGUUUUAUUGAUCUGUUCUUACAUUAUGUUUAUCAUAAAUUUAGGUCUUUUGAUAUCUUACAAGACAUAUCUUAGAUGUCUUGAUGAUGUUAUGCAAGAUAUGUCUUGAUGAUCUAUGUUAGA